AUGUACUUCGACGGGUCGUCCUGGGUCAAGGGCGAGGCGCCCGGCACGGUGCCGAAGACGAAGGCCAUCUUCCACGGGCAGAUGAACGGCAAGUUCGCGUGCGGCGUCGACCUCGCCAAGUUCCAGAAGGAGAAGGCCGAGGAGGAGGCCAAGGCCGAGAAGACGCACGCCAGCGCGACGGAGAAGGUCGUCUUCCGGUCCCAGUACGCCCAGAUGGACUGGCGCGAGAAGUGGGAGCCCGAGCUCAAGGCCGAGAAGGCGAAGAAGGCCAAGUUCCCGUCGACGAAGCUCCAGUUCUACGACCAGACGAACCCCUACGGCGAGGAGGACCCGCUGGACACGCUCGAGAACUGGCACAAGGAGUUCAACGAGACCAUGACCGAGGUCGAGGUCGACGGCAAGCCCUACUACGAGUACGGCGCGGACAAGGGCGGGAGGAAGCUCAAGGGCGGCCCCAUGAAGGGCCAGGUCGUGUCCCAGAUCGACAUCCCGCCCCUCUUCCGCAUCCCCAAGGCCCCGGACAAGAUGACCAUCUACGACCACGAGGGCAACCUGAAGAAGGAGGGCGACGGCCCGCUCGGCAUCGCGUACGACGCCGAGGGCAUCCCCGUGCCCGACUGGGAGAUCGUCGACACGUCCAAGACCGCCGGCGGCGUCGACGUGCUCGACGAGCAGGGCCGGCGCAAGGGCGGGCUCCAGGUCCGCGGCGUCGUCAAGAUGAAGGACUACGCGAACGCGACGAAGCGGUGCUACCCGCAGUGGGGCAAGCGCUUCGGCCUCGUGACGAAGCCCCGCGUGGGCCGCUUCGGGUCCUACACCUGCGACGAGGCCAAGCUCUGCCUGACGACGGAGGACUUCGGCUUCAAGCUCGGCGAGGACGCGGCGAAGGCGCCGACGCCGCCGCUGAUCCGCCUGCGGUACGGCGAGGUGCACAACGAGCCCGAGUCCAUCGCCAUGUUCACGGGCCUGUCGGAGGUGCACCUGAGCCACAAGGAGGACAUCAAGGAGGUGCACUACAUGCUCCAGGCGCUGGGCUACGUCUGCUACAACACGCCCGACACGGAGGAGGAGCGGUUCUGGGGCGAGGGCAUCGACAUCCACCCGGUCAAGGUCUACCGCGGCGACGGCGGCGUCGUCGACAACAAGACCCAGGGGCCGACCUACUACUCCUGGUACUACCGCCUGCCCCCCUUCGUCGCCGGCCUCGCGCUCGAGGGCGAGGAGGGCGACCCGCUCGGCGGCCCCGAGGCCCGGCUCCGCCUCGCGCGCGCCAAGAAGCUCGAGCAGGACCAGGCGGACCUCAACGAGGAGCGGCUCGCGGCGCUCAAGGCGCGCUGCAAGGAGCAGGCGACCAUGCCCUGGUACCGCGACUACUUCCCCAACGGCGAGUACGACUACGAGACGGGGAAGAUGAUCAACACGCCGGGCACGCUGCCGGGCGAGACGCCGCCGCUCCAGACCAUCGAGGGCCAGAUCGACGACGACAAGGAGUAG
Molecule: messenger RNA, 1494 nt
Organism: Aureococcus anophagefferens
Lineage: Eukaryota; Pelagophyceae; Pelagomonadales; Pelagomonadaceae
Exons: 1
Coding region: 1-1494 (497 amino acids)
Source: RefSeq, a predicted model, not a curated record